Hyaena hyaena (striped hyena) is the source of this 2368-nucleotide messenger RNA. RefSeq names its product disintegrin and metalloproteinase domain-containing protein 21-like. Gene Ontology annotation, cellular component: plasma membrane; external side of plasma membrane; sperm head plasma membrane. Gene Ontology annotation, biological process: male gonad development; proteolysis. The coding region runs from base 1 to 2235 and encodes 744 amino acids. The transcript has a single exon. Gene Ontology annotation, molecular function: metalloendopeptidase activity. Lineage: Eukaryota; Metazoa; Chordata; Mammalia; Carnivora; Hyaenidae. The record is from RefSeq and is a predicted model, not a curated record.
AUGAGGCUGGCAGAGGGCCAGGUCACCCUGAGGGCGCCCCUCUUGCUGUUUGCACUCUGGGCAGUGCUGGAUCCUGUCCAGGGUUCUCAAGGCCGUCCCUCAUGGCGCUAUAUCUCCUCUGAGGUGGUAAUUCCCAAGAAGGAGCUGCACCACGGCAAGGGCCUUCAGAUGCCUCGCUGGCUGUCCUAUAGCCUGAGUUUUGGGGGCAAGAGACACAUUAUCCACAUGAGACGCAAGAAACUGUUUUGGUCCAGACAUCUGCUGAUGAUGACUCAGGAUGAUCAGGGAGCCUUGCAGAUGGAAUAUCCCUUCAUCCCUCCAGACUGUUACUACCUCGGCUACCUGGAGGAGAUUCCUCUUUCCAUGGUCACCAUGGACACGUGCUAUGGUGGCCUUGAAGGUAUCAUGAAGUUGGAUGACUCUGCCUAUGAAAUCAGACCCCUCAGCGAUUCCCAACGGUUUGAACACGUUGUUUCUCAGAUAGUGGCAGACACCAAUGCAACGGGACCUACUUAUAAACUGGGAUAUAAGGAGGAUAGGGACCCCCUGUUCUCUCAAGCAAAUGCCACUGCAGCCCCCCGGAUUGCUAGUAAGUUGUAUUCAUCCCAUCAAGGAAUUUUGAAAGGACUUACUCUCAGCUCCAAAGCAAUGUAUACUGUGUUCAACAAUGUGUCAAAAUGUGCCCAAUUCCUAAUAAGGCUAGUUAGUUUGACUGACUCAAUGCUUCAAAGUAUUGAUAUAAGACAUUAUAUUUCCUCCAUGGUUAUUUAUAAUCAGGCAGAUCCAGUCGUCUUGGACAGUUUUCACGUGCCAGGGAGUCCAAUUCAUAACUAUUUUGAAAGACACUUGUUUGAGACUUUUAAACCACAUACAGCUUUACUUAUGAACAGAAACGCGCCACAUGAACUUCAGUUUCAGCCAGUCCUGUACGGAAUAUGCAGAGAGAGUUCCCUCAUCUCACUUGCUUCUCUAGGCAGACAUUUCUUACUGUUGUCUGUUUUAGUAACACAAAAAAUAGCCUUAUCUAUUGGCAUUUAUUAUGACCAUUCGCUUUGUGUGUGCCAGAGGAGGUCCACCUGCAUUAUGAAUAGAUACCCUGUUAUGACAGAUUCUUUCAGUAACUGUUCCUUCGUUCAUAUCCAGCAUGUAGUGGUUAAUAAUGCUGAGUGCAUGUUCGUCCGAGAUAUGUUCUAUUUCAAUAAAAGCCUGACCCAUGAUCGUUGUGGAAACUAUGAGGUGGAACCAGGCGAGGAGUGUGACUGUGGCUCCUUCAAGCAGUGCUACAACAAUCCGUGUUGUACAAGUGACUGUAUCUUAACCCCUGGCAGCAAAUGUGAUACAGGCAGAUGCUGUACAAACUGUACCUAUUCCAUUGCUGGGACACUCUGCAGACCAAUCCAAAAUAUAUGUGAUCUUCCAGAGUACUGCCAUGGGAUGUCUUUGGCGUGCCCCGAUGACUUCUAUAUGCAGGAUGGAACCCCAUGCACUGAAGAAGGCUACUGCUAUCAUGGAAACUGCACUGACCGCACUAUGCACUGCCAAGAAAUCUUUGGCAAAAAUGCUGUGAACGGUGAAGAUGUCUGCUAUACUGUAAAUCAAAAAGGCAGCCGAUAUGGACACUGCAGAAGAUCCCCAGGGGAAUUCAAAUCUAAACCCUGUUCCCAUACAGACAUACAGUGCGGAAGGUUGCAGUGUAGUAAUGUCACUCAUCUCCCUCAGUUGCAAGAGCAUGUUGGAUUCCAUCAGUCUGAGAUCUCAGGGUUCUGGUGUUUUGGGCUGGAUUCACAUCGUAGCACAGGAACAACUGAUGUUGGUCAUGUGAGAACCGGUACCCCCUGCGCUCCUGGAAAGUUCUGUCAGGAUACCUACUGCAACGGCAGUAUGGCUCAGCUGAAUUAUGACUGUAUCCCUGAGAAAUGCAGUCACAGAGGGAUGUGCAACAACAACAGGAACUGCCACUGCCACAUAGGCUGGGAUCCUCCAUGGUGCAUUAAACGAGGUGCUGGUGGGAGCAUAGACAGUGGACCCCCUCCAAGAAGAAUGCGGUCAGUCAGGCAAAGUCAUGAAUCCGUGGUAUAUCUCAGAGUGAUCUGUGGUAGAAUGUAUGCCUUGAUCACUGCAUUUCUCUUUGGCAUUGCCACAAAUGUCAUAACUGUCAAGACAGUGAAAGUCAAUAAAAAGACUGUUGGUGAAGACAAUCCGUUAUUCAUUCUCCAGACCCCUGAACAGCUAUAAGCAUUCCCCUUGGAGCAUCUGUGAAAAUACAGUAAUGAAGUGGCAUAGCUGAAAUCCACAUUUCUGGGGGUCUGCAGGAGACACAGGGGUCCCCAGGCACAUCACGUCUCUGACACCAGGUUUCUGAUGGAUC